GAGGUCUUGGGCGCUGUGGAGGUCGUUGGAGUCACCUGCCUCCUGCCAGCUCCUUCGGUCGCCGGUGCGCGCCCCGCCCGCCCCAGCCAUGCUCUCCGCCUUCGCCCGGCCUGCCGGCGCCGCUCUCCGCCGCAGCCUCAGCACCUCAGCCCAGAACAAUGCUAAAGUAGCCGUGCUAGGGGCUUCUGGAGGAAUUGGGCAGCCCCUUUCACUUCUCCUGAAGAACAGCCCCUUGGUGAGCCGCCUGAACCUCUACGAUAUUGCUCAUACACCUGGAGUGGCCGCGGAUCUGAGCCACAUCGAGACCAGAGCAACUGUGAAAGGCUACCUCGGACCUGAGCAGCUGCCAGACUGCCUGAAAGGUUGCGAUGUGGUGGUUAUUCCAGCCGGAGUCCCAAGAAAACCAGGCAUGACACGAGAUGACCUGUUCAACACCAAUGCCACAAUUGUGGCCACCCUGACUGCUGCCUGUGCCCAGCAUUGCCCCGAGGCCAUGAUCUGCAUCAUUUCAAAUCCGGUUAACUCCACCAUCCCAAUCACAGCAGAAGUUUUCAAGAAACAUGGAGCAUACAACCCCAAUAAAAUCUUUGGGGUGACAACCCUGGACAUUGUCAGAGCCAACACUUUUGUUGCAGAACUGAAGGAUUUGGAUCCAGCUCGAGUCAACGUUCCUGUCAUUGGCGGCCAUGCUGGAAAGACCAUCAUCCCCCUGAUCUCUCAGUGCACUCCCAAGGUGGACUUUCCCCAGGACCAGCUGACAACCCUCAUCGGGCGCAUCCAGGAGGCCGGCACGGAGGUGGUGAAGGCUAAGGCUGGAGCAGGCUCUGCCACCCUGUCCAUGGCGUAUGCCGGAGCCCGAUUUGUCUUCUCCCUCGUGGAUGCAAUGAACGGGAAGGAAGGAGUUGUUGAAUGCUCCUUUGUCAAGUCCCAAGAAACGGACUGUCCCUAUUUCUCCACACCAUUGCUGCUGGGGAAAAAGGGCAUCGAGAAGAAUCUCGGCGUCGGCAAAAUCUCCCCUUUUGAAGAGAAGAUGAUAGCUGAGGCCAUUCCUGAGCUGAAAGCCUCAAUCAAGAAAGGAGAAGAGUUUGUAAAGAACAUGAAAUGAGAAAGCAGCUAGUGAGCAUCCAUUUCCCUAACUUAUUAAGGAUCAUGUCAGUGUAAAGCCAUUUCAGAUCCCUUUGUAUUUCAAUUUGCUUCGAUAAUGAGUAUCGUAUCACCUUUACCAUCCCUUCCAAAUCGCGGUCAGUCCGCUGGUGCAUCAAUAAAAGCAGGCUUUGGUUUUCUUUUUCAA
Molecule: messenger RNA, 1291 nt
Organism: Diceros bicornis minor
Lineage: Eukaryota; Metazoa; Chordata; Mammalia; Perissodactyla; Rhinocerotidae
Gene: MDH2
Product: malate dehydrogenase 2
Exons: 9
Coding region: 89-1105 (338 amino acids)
Biological process (GO): tricarboxylic acid cycle; malate metabolic process
Cellular component (GO): mitochondrion; cytoplasm
Molecular function (GO): L-malate dehydrogenase (NAD+) activity
Source: RefSeq, a predicted model, not a curated record